Colossoma macropomum (tambaqui) is the source of this 1292-nucleotide messenger RNA. RefSeq names its product frizzled-like. The coding region runs from base 156 to 1064 and encodes 302 amino acids. Gene Ontology annotation, cellular component: plasma membrane. Gene Ontology annotation, biological process: non-canonical Wnt signaling pathway; canonical Wnt signaling pathway. The transcript is spliced from 8 exons. Gene Ontology annotation, molecular function: Wnt-protein binding; Wnt receptor activity. Lineage: Eukaryota; Metazoa; Chordata; Actinopteri; Characiformes; Serrasalmidae. The record is from RefSeq and is a predicted model, not a curated record.
UGUUCCGGGGCUGGUUCAGGAUUGGACAAAAGCUCUUUUUAGUGACAGUUAAAAAGCACAAGAAUUUCUCUCCAGCUGUGCCUAAAAGCCCUUAAUAUUUAGUGCUGUGAGUGCAGCAGAGUUAGUACCAGGAGAAAAACUCUAGGAUCCAGAACAUGGAGUUUGCUCGAGUUACGUACAUCAUGAUUGUUUUAACGUUAGACCUUCUUUCUGUCUCCUCAAGAAAUCCUGAGAAGAGGAAGGAAGGUGACCCCCUGCCAUCACCCGGGAAAUGCGAACCCAUUCGGAUUCCACUCUGCCAAGGCUUAUCCUACAGCCACACCGUGAUGCCUAACAUACUCGGCCACGCAAACCAGGAAGAUGCUGGACUGGAAAUCCAUCAGUUUUAUCCUCUGGUGAAAGUGCAGUGUUCCCCUGAACUCCAGAAGUUCCUGUGCUCUGUCUACAGCCCCGAGUGUGAGAACGGGACAGCCAAGCCUGUGUGCAGGACCACCUGCGAGACAGCUAAACUUGGCUGUGAACCGGUCAUGAAGAAGUUCGGCUUCAGCUGGCCAACUUUACUUGAGUGCGAAUCCUUCACCACCGAGCCUUGCGAACAGGACUUAACUGCUCCUGAAAUCCAAAAGAAACUGGUUCAAACAGGCCACACUGUUGGAGACCAAGUUUUGAGUCUUCAGACUGUUCGUGUCUUGGUGUCUCUGAAGGAUGAUGAAAGGUCAGGAAAACUGGACGAACCGAGAUAUCAGGAGCUGCAGAGUUACGUGUCUGCAGCCAAAAGAGAAUUUGAGGACUAUCAAAGAGCAAAAAACGGUGCAGUCAGUGCGAGUCAAAUGAAGAAUGCCCUCACAGCACAUGACCUGCGGCUAAAUGACCUGAAUUUCGGCCUGCUCUGGGACAGAUACAGCACUGCAGGACGGAUCAACUAUGACGACUUUGUGGCCCUUCUUGCAAGACUGGAGACCUUAAAGGAGCGCUUCAAGUCUCAUCGAAUGACAAAUUUGCCAUGUGACUGUGUGAUGGCCAGCUUUUCACUGGACGAUUUCAUCAGAGACACUCUGCUGUGAAGCGUUCUGUGCUCUGCUGUGGGGAACGGAUGCUUAGCUACACGUCCUGUGGUUCUGGAGCAUGAACACGCCAGGAACCACCAACAAUUUCACAAUAUCACCACAAGCCACCUUAUCUAGGUUAACCAUGUUCUGGAUUCACAGAAAACACAAGCCUUCCCAAAAAUAAUGUUUUUUAGUGACUAAAACAAAAAAAAAAAAUCCAGCAGUUUUAAAGACAGUUUUAUA